CGGAAUUUAAUAAAAUAAUAUUCUAAUCUUUUAAAAGCAAGGACAUUAAUCGCAUUCAAAAAUGCCAAAAUCAUUUCUGGUCAGCAGAAGAGAAAAGGAUUUUUCCGGAGUUUCGCAGCCUAGUUCAUUCGGAAGCUCACAAGAAGCACUAGAAGCUUACAUCAGAAUGGCAAGCGUCUCUGGAUUGGCGAUGCCUAUUUACAACCCAGGAACGGAUAUGACGUCAUAUACGAGCAGAUUGCCUUAUUCAGCAGACGCACUUUCACCAUACGUCACAUCCGGUCAACUGUCGCAAUAUUCCACAAACUGGCCGCUUAGUGCAUUGACUUUGAACCAGUGGAAUUACUACAAUUGUUUAACAACCCAAAACAUUAUGGCGUCAAUGUAUCAAAUGUCUAUAAAUAGCGCACGGACGUCACCAAGGUCACGGGACAGUGGGAUUUCCUCGGAUUCUGCAAUUUCUCCGCAGGGGUGUUCCGGAACAUUAGACCUAUCAAUGAAGUGUUCAAAAACAGAGAAAAUCACACCGGUAAAACCGCGCCCUAAGUUUGACUUCGCGCACCUGGCGAAAGCGGCGACAGAGGACGAUAUCGACCGGAAACCAGACUCCACCUCCGGUUCCGGGGGAAGUGUUGACGCGCAGAUAUUUAGUCGCGCCAUGAUAAACACAGGCACAAUCAGUUAUAACCCCCUGACGAGCAGUUUCCGCCAGAUAGCAGGGCACCAUCAAAAGGCGGCCACAGAACCAGUAAAGCGGCCUCGUGGCCGGGGACCAGCAAGAGCAAAGAAAGAGUUCAUAUGUAAAUACUGCGGUCGACACUUCACAAAGAGUUACAACUUGUUGAUCCAUGAACGCACACACACGGACGAACGGCCAUACAGCUGUGAUAUCUGUGGGAAGGCGUUCAGACGACAGGACCAUCUUAGAGACCACAGAUAUAUCCACUCAAAAGAGAAACCAUUCAAAUGUACAGAGUGUGGGAAGGGAUUCUGUCAGUCCAGAACGUUAGCUGUUCAUCGAACCUUACAUCAGAGUUCCACAAACGGAAACACCAUUUUAAAAUCAUCAACAAAGUCUUCACCUAAGACAACAGCAGCAUUUACAACAGCAGCACUUACAGCAACAACAACACUGACAACGCCACCACAGACGAGCAUUCCAGCAGUGUCAGUGAAAGAAGAACAUAUUGAUAUGAGCUAGGAAAAAAGUGAUUCUGAAAAUACACAAUAUACAAUGGACGUAGUUAGAUACCGGAAUGAGAUAACUCUGAAUAUUUCAAACAUCUCAUUUUGUUACCAUAGACGCAGCGUUCCCGCAGAACUGUGCAAUCGAAAACAAAACUUGAUUGUCUACUUUCAAUAUUGCGAACUGCAUACUAUUUCCGUUAUUUUUAAAGAAAAACAGCAGAGCUUGAUCCGAUUGGACAUAAGCCAACAGUGUACAGAUUCAUUAAAUGUGAUUUGAAAUACAGAGUGUAAAGGGACCAACUUUUGAGGUUUAAAAUUUGGAUCAUUUUGAAAAGUAAGAAAUUAAAUAUGAUGGGACAAAAUUUUGUAAUUUGAUAAUGAGUUACAUACGCAACUUACAUGUAAAUACCAUUGCUAUUUAUUGCUCUCAUUUUUAUCUGUACAUAAAACACUUCGUAUAACCAACCAGUAUUUAUUUUACGUUUUAUU
Messenger RNA from Mya arenaria, 1677 nucleotides. RefSeq names its product protein sister of odd and bowel-like. The record is from RefSeq and is a predicted model, not a curated record. Gene Ontology annotation, biological process: regulation of transcription by RNA polymerase II; embryo development. Gene Ontology annotation, molecular function: RNA polymerase II transcription regulatory region sequence-specific DNA binding; DNA-binding transcription factor activity, RNA polymerase II-specific. The transcript is spliced from 7 exons. Gene Ontology annotation, cellular component: nucleus. Bases 62 to 1201 code for a protein of 379 amino acids. Lineage: Eukaryota; Metazoa; Mollusca; Bivalvia; Myida; Myidae.